ACUGUCACGCUUCAUACUGCAGAGAUGGAGGAAAAUAUAACAUCAAAGGUUGAAGAUCUGGUAGAUGAUUCUAAUGAUAAAACAUCAAAAGAAAUAGAUCCAUAUGUGGAUGUACUUGGCAAUGGUCAGAUAAAGAAAAAAGUUCUAAAAAAGGGCAAAGAUGAUACACGGCCGAAUAGAGGUGAUAUAUGUACAAUAAAUAUUGUUGGUACACUGGAUGAUGGUACAGUAGCAGAAAGAUAUAAUGAUUUGACGAUACAGAUAGGUGACAUGGAAGUAGUACAGGGAUUAGAUUUAACAAUUGUAUUGAUGGACUUGGGUGAAAUUGCUGAAAUUAUAAUUCAUCCUAGAUUUGCUUAUGGCGCAUGUGGAAAUGACCCUAUACCACCUAAUGCCACUAUUACUUAUACAGUUGAAUUAAAAGCAAUAGAACCUCAGCCUGAGAUAGAAAAUAUGAGUAUCAAUCAAAGGAGGGAAAUAAGCAAUAAGAAACGUGAACGUGGAAACUGGUGGUUUAUUCGCAAGGAUGCUAUUUGUGCAGUGCAAUGUUAUCGGAGGGCAUUAGAAUAUUUAACACCAAAUACUGCUACAAGUUGGAAUGAAAAAGUAGAAGUAGAAACUACAGAUGCUGAAUUGCAAGCUCUAUUGGAUGAUCGUAUAAAAGUAUAUAACAAUUUGGCAGCUGCAUUAAUGGAAAAAGGAUCUUUCUAUGAAGCUUUAGAUCAUUUAGAACAAGUUUUAAAAUAUCAACCAACAAAUGUAAAAGCUUUAUAUAGAAAAGCAAAAAUAUAUGCAAUAAGAAAGUAUUUAGGAUUGGAAACUGUGAUUGCUUAUCAGGCACACAAAUUCGAAACUCCAUCCACAGCUCCGCCGAAAAUUAUCAAUUUGGAAGUCGUUGAGGUUGAUACUCGUGAAGUACCUAUAAUACAUCUGAGAUGGCAAAGUCCACUUCUUCCGCUUAACGGCAAAUUACGUGAUUAUGGUUUUUGCAUACAAUGUGAAUGUAACCGAACCAGGUCCAUCUGCUUUCGUGACUGA
Molecule: messenger RNA, 1038 nt
Organism: Pogonomyrmex barbatus (red harvester ant)
Lineage: Eukaryota; Metazoa; Arthropoda; Insecta; Hymenoptera; Formicidae
Product: peptidyl-prolyl cis-trans isomerase FKBP8
Biological process (GO): negative regulation of apoptotic process; protein folding
Cellular component (GO): endomembrane system; cytosol; mitochondrial envelope
Molecular function (GO): peptidyl-prolyl cis-trans isomerase activity; protein binding; protein folding chaperone
Source: RefSeq, a predicted model, not a curated record